GGUGAAGGAACAUGUAAUAUUUUUCUGAAAGAUGCUAGCACGUGCGUUUUGUUCAAAAAUAAACCACGAGCGAAAGCAAGAGUAUGAACAUUUUUUAGGGUGAUGGAUAAAACGUUUCUUCUAAAAGUAAUAACUGAAUUUAAAAAAAACACUGAAGAGCUAACGCGUUCGCUGCACAUAUAUCUGCAGGAUGAAUAAGAAUAGCUAAAUGCUGCGAUACUAUAGCUAUUUUGCUGCAUGCAUUUAAUAAAGAUAUAUAAAUAUAAAUAUUUAGAAUUGAAAGGAGGCGACUCGUCAUUGCUUAGGCUACCCAUGGAUCAAAGCAUGAAAUAAGUCCGAUUUGCUUAUUGCAAGAUUCAGCAAGAGCGUCGAAGCCGAGCACUUCGCCGCCAAGCCGUAGCCGUUAUGGUGAAGCUCAGGAAGUUCAGCGGCAAACGUGCUGGGUUGAAUUUUCCUUUGCGAAACUCCCCCGUCUGAUUUGUUGAGAACCGCACAUUACUCUCAGACAGCACGAUGUUUAGGUCGAUAUACUUCGGGAAAAUUAGCAAGGAGAAAACCGAGAGGCUGCUAGAGCUUUAUGGCAAAGAAGGGAGCUUUUUGACGAGGGACAGCGAGAGCGAGCGCGGCGCCUACUGCCUGUGCGUGCGAAGGACACCUUUCGUUCAUACCUACAAGAUCUCCCAGUAUCAUGGAGGCUGGGCAGUUAAGACGCCUCCGGGAGUGAAGCCGCAGUGUUUCGAGACGCUGAACGACCUUAUUGAUUGUUACAGAGCGGCCGCCCCCGACAGUAUGGCACCUCUACUGCAUCCUUUGGAAAAACGACUGAGACGGUGUACCUGGAGAUGUGAUACCCUGUCCCCAGGGGGCGCUGUGUGUGUGUGAGGUACUGCCCCUGCAUGGCUGUGUGCUGGGAAACGGCCCAGCCGACCCCUUGAAAAAGGAGCAAGACCAUGAGUGCCUCCACACAAGCACAGCCAGCAGCAUUUCUACCCAAAGAGCCACACCUCAGCAGCAAUUAUACUGCUAAAAAAUCUUUGAUAAUGCGGUUAUUGAAGACAGAAUCAAUGCAGCUGUUGUAUGCUUAUGUCACAGCUGAGAAAUGCGAGCCUCAGUCCGCCCGUGCCUGCUGCAUGACUGCUUAAUGCGGCUCUACUCUGGAACCCGAGGCAAACAACCGAGUGGUAUGGAAGAGAGCUGAUUUAGGGUCAAGGGAUCACAUGUCAAGGAGGCUGAUUGGAGAUACUCACCGUAUUGUUUUUUGGUUAAUUACAGUACUUUUGAAUGAGCAAUUUACUCUUAUCGAUUUAUUAAAGGAAGGCCCAACAUUCCAUCAGUAAUAAUCGGAGGAAAUGGCUCAUUGAUGCUGUUUAUAGGAUAUUUGAUAGUAUUUAACUGCUUUUAGUGGCUUUCAAGAUAAAGGGGAUGGCUAUUACCUCAGAUUUUCUUAAUUAUUUCAUGAAUUUUAAAGACUUGCUUUUAAGUAGCUUGACCUAAAAAUUGAACACAGUCUCUUUUCAAAAAUGUUGUUUUAUCUGUUGCUUUACUUCAUGGUCUUAAUGGCUCGAGUUUGCAAACUACAGCAUUGCUGUUUUCUUAUAAUGCUACAAAUGUUCGCCCCAGCGACUUUCCCUUUGAUGUGUGGCAUGGAGGUAGCUCUGUUGUCAUCACUGGAUUGUAAUUUGGGCCCAGUGUUGUAUUUUGUUGUUUGAUGCAGGCUGUUCAUUUCCCAAGGGAUUUAUUCCUCUGCCGUUCAAACUUCUUCCUAAUUUCAAGGAUUUCAUCGUGGUUUUUACGUUACGUCAACGUUACACUUUUCUUCUGGAGAACGUUUCUUCACCAACGCCUCCCUCGUGGUAUCUGUGUUCAUUAUCAGCUUGUUGUACUUGCAUACCAGCUUGUAACGUCUAGUGAAAUAAAUAAAUGGUUUGCACAGGGA
Paramormyrops kingsleyae is the source of this 1936-nucleotide messenger RNA. RefSeq names its product SH2 domain-containing protein 1A-like. Gene Ontology annotation, biological process: regulation of signal transduction; regulation of immune response. The record is from RefSeq and is a predicted model, not a curated record. NCBI's taxonomy places the organism in Eukaryota, Metazoa, Chordata, Actinopteri, Osteoglossiformes, Mormyridae.